Messenger RNA from Laccaria bicolor S238N-H82, 153 nucleotides. RefSeq lists its product as uncharacterized. The record is from RefSeq and is a predicted model, not a curated record. Bases 1 to 153 code for a protein of 50 amino acids. The transcript is spliced from 2 exons. Lineage: Eukaryota; Fungi; Basidiomycota; Agaricomycetes; Agaricales; Hydnangiaceae.
AUGUCCGGCGAUUGCAACGUGACAGCACAUAGUGCUGCUACCACGUUUUCUUGUUACAACAUACCCCUUGCCACUCAAACUCGAUUUUUCGAGUUCCGGGAAUCGCCCUCACUCUAUCCACCCUCCUUGACAUCUCUUGUAACGAUUUUUUGA